This is a messenger RNA of Aspergillus fischeri NRRL 181, 1608 nucleotides long. Its product is annotated as sugar transporter (hexose transporter. The transcript is spliced from 2 exons. Bases 1 to 1608 code for a protein of 535 amino acids. Gene Ontology annotation, cellular component: membrane. Gene Ontology annotation, biological process: transmembrane transport; carbohydrate transport. The record is from RefSeq and is a predicted model, not a curated record. NCBI's taxonomy places the organism in Eukaryota, Fungi, Ascomycota, Eurotiomycetes, Eurotiales, Aspergillaceae. Gene Ontology annotation, molecular function: carbohydrate:proton symporter activity.
AUGCUGUGUAGCACGCAUCCCACGGGUAAUCAGGCCAUGGCAAGUCCUGAACCCGACACUCUAAGGAAGACAGCUGUGGAGACUGAGAUAGCUGUUGUUUCUUGCUCAACAGAUCCAGCAUGGUACCGUCAGCCUCACCUACUGUAUCUCAACUACAUGAUUUUCUCCCUGGUUCUCUUCUCUUCGGCCAAUGGCUACGACGGCUCUCUCAUGAACGGCUUGCAGGCUUUGAAUGAGUGGAACCGUUUCAUGGACUAUCCGACCGGCGCCAAACUAGGAUGGAUCAAUGCAAUCAUCCUGCUAGGCUGCGGAGUGGGGUCCCCUAUUGCCGCCUGGGUCUCGAAUCGGCUCGGACGCAAGCCGGGUCUCUACGUCGGUUAUAUUUUUAUGAUUCUCGGUUCAGUACUGCAGACCGCCUCUCCAAACCCGACGGCUUUCUUGCUGGCCCGCCUGUCUAUCGGUGCGGCGUCUGGUUUUUUCGCAAUCGCGGCUCCCCUGCUCAUCAACGAGAUAGCGCAUCCCAGACACCGGGGCGUUGUGAACUCGCUGUUUAUGACCGGAUGGUAUAUGGGGGGCAGUGUCUCUGGGUGGGUUAUAUUUGGGAUCCGAUCCUAUUCCUCGUCGUGGUCCUGGCGCCUUCCAUCGCUUCUGCAAGCUCUUCUCCCGGCCGUUGCUUUGCCGGGGCUCCUUCUCGCUCCAGAAAGUCCUCGAUGGCUUAUCUCUCAGGGGCGCGAGGACGAGGCGCAUGCCAUUCUCACGCGGUAUCAUGCAGGCGGCCGUCCCUCAUCUUUGGUCGAUGCCGAAUUCGACGAGAUCCGCGCGACGAUUCGAGCCGAGAAAGAUGCCCACAAGGGCGCCAGUUAUGUGGACAUGUUCCGUACUCCGGGGAAUCGUCAUCGACUCCUGAUCUCCCUCAGUUUGGGGUUUUUCGCCCAAUGGGUCGGCAAUGGUGUCAUCUCAUACUAUCUAGCUCUUAUUCUCAAUACGGUCGGGGUGACCAGCGUCAGAGAUCAGACGCUCAUAUUGGCCUGCAUGCAGAUGUGGAACCUCCUGUUUGCCAUUGUAGGUUCGGUGCUAAUUGACCGAUUCGGGCGACGCCCACUCUUCCUUUCAUCUGCCAUGGUCAUGCUCGUCAGUUACGUCGUCGUCACGGCACUAUCGAGUUCUUUCGCGGUAACUCGCCAUGCAGCCAGGGGGGUUGCUGUCGUACCCUUCCUCUUCAUCUUCUUUGCUGGUUAUGGCGUUGCUGUAACCCCAUUGCUUACCGCGUAUCCGUGCGAAAUCUGGACGUUCCGUCUUCGAUCCCGAGGUCUGGCCGUAACCUGGAUGUCCACUAUCUCUGCCGCGUUCUUCAAUAUUUUCGUCAACCCAAUCGCCCUGGAGGCUAUUGCAUGGAAGUAUUACUUGGUUUUUAUUGCGGUCCUGCUGCUGUUCGGUGUCACCGCGUUUUUUCUAUACCCCGAAACCAAGGGCUACACGCUGGAACAAGUAGCCGUCAUAUUCGACGGACCGACGAGGUUAGUGGAAGAUGUCGAAGAACCGGAAUCAGUUGAUAUCACACAUGAUCUGAAGGGCGUCACGUCGGCUACGCACCGAGAGACUAUCUAA